Molecule: messenger RNA, 688 nt
Organism: Amaranthus tricolor (Joseph's coat)
Lineage: Eukaryota; Viridiplantae; Streptophyta; Magnoliopsida; Caryophyllales; Amaranthaceae
Exons: 2
Coding region: 41-451 (136 amino acids)
Biological process (GO): endoplasmic reticulum to Golgi vesicle-mediated transport; intracellular protein transport
Cellular component (GO): endoplasmic reticulum; endoplasmic reticulum membrane
Source: RefSeq, a predicted model, not a curated record
AACUAAGCUUAAAGAGCUGGCUUGAUUUUUGUGCCUAAAAAUGCUUGUAUUCAUAAUAUAUCCAAUAAUAUUUGCAGAAAUUGUUAUGAUUUUAAUGCUUUUAUUCAGAAGUCCUUUAAGAAAGUUUCUGAUAAAAGGGCUGAAGCAGUUGAAGUUUGGGAAAGGACAAGUGGUUGCUCAGACAUUAUUAGGAACCUUAUUUGUGCUUUUCAUCUCAAGCUUAUACGCACUCUUAGAUUUGCAUGGACGUUAUUCGGAUGCCCUUAAUCCAACUGAGCAAGUUCUUAUGGUUCAUCAACUCCUCGAAGCAACUCUUCUUGGAAUUUGCUUGUUUCUUGCUCUUAUUAUUGACAGACUACAUUAUUAUAUGAACGAGAUUAAGCGAUUGAGGGAGAAAUUAGAAGAUUACGAGCACCAAUACGCACGAAAAGCAGGCAUGCUGCAGAAUUAGUGCCACAUUUUACAAUAACUUCAUCAUGCUUAUUGCAAAGUUAUGAUAAAAUCUCUACAAGUUAUUGUAAAAUCUCUACUUUAAUUUCAAAAACCUUUAAUUUGAGGGAAAAAAAAAAUAUGAAAAUACUCAUUAAAAGUACAGACUUAUUAACUUGUGUGACAUGAGCUCACAGGAUUAAUAUGUAAAAGUUGUAUAUAUGCAAAAUUGGAAUUGCACCAAAAAUAUUAUUUCAAA